GGGAUCCUUCCGUCGGGAUGAAGAGUCUCUAUGAGUUUGUGCGCUCCGCUGUGAGCAGUAAUGGUGAGGAGGGGGGGGAUGGGUCAGAGGAGUGGGGGCCCCCGGUGCUGCUGGUGGACGACCUCAGUGUGCUGCUGAGUCUGGGGGUGAGCGCUGGAGCCGUGCUGGACUUCAGCCACUACUGCAGGGCCAUCGUCUGCUCCCAGCUGCAGGGUAACGUGGUGAUGCUGGUUCGCUGUGAUGGGGAGGGAGAGGAGGACGAGGGAGAUGAUGAAGGCUCAGAGAGACUGAUGAAGGGCCUCACCCACCAGUGCAGCCUCACUCUUCAUGUACAGGGUCUCCCAACCGGCUACUGCAGGGACAUACACGGGCAGGUGGAAGUGUGUUGGAGGAGGAGACAGGGCGACGGGCAGUACACUCAGAAGAAACUCUUUCAGUACAAGGUCCACGAUAAAGGAGCAUCCUUCUUCGCUCCCGGGACAUCCAGCGCUGUCCUCUAGUCUCACCUCUCUCUAUCCUCGUUGAACUUCUUCUCUUUUACAUCUGACCACUGGCUGUUUAUAUUUGAAUAACACCAGCUGUCAGGGGUUUAGCUACCUAAGGGUUUGGUGAACUUCCCAAACAUUCAGAGUCUCGCUCGUGUCAACGACCCAGCCUGGACCCUAGACGAUCUUUAGGAAGGAUACUGUGAUCCUGCUAGUCGAUUUUCUGGUGGUCUCAGAUCUCUGAAUUGCGUCACAUUUCUAAGAAUAGUUUUUUUUCAGCUUUUCCAAUAAGUUAAGAGAAGACAUAAUGUCUAUACAGUCUGAUUGCCAGGUACAAUGACCACAGGGAGACUCAAAACUAUAUAGAAAACCAAAACAACAACAAAAAGAGGCUAAUCACCUGUAAAGUCUGUGUGUUUUGCCCCUAUGUACGAUAGGCUCUUUGCAUAUCUGUGCCCCACUCUCAUGAUCAGCCCAUGUUUCCGUCUUGAAUCAUGAUACCACUGAAUGUAUGUUGGUUGAAUAAAAUGAUGUAAUAAAACAGUGGGCAAUAUUGUCAUUGUCAGUGUGUGAACACUAGAGGUCGCCCUGGCACUGCUCUCCUCGCUGCUGCAGGGUGAGAGUUCGGAGUGGAGAGGUCUGUCGGAUUUGACAACCAGUGGGUUUGAAACGCUGCUCCUUAAUGUCAGCAUCCUAUUCGAUGCAUCCAAAAUAGCCUUAAGCUCAUUUCCAAAACAAAGGAAUAACCCGGUGGUUGCUCGUCAGUUCACCGAGGAAGCCCACAGCAACAUCUACAUUUGAGGAUCUCUGAAGUUUGUCAAGGUCCCUGGAUGCCCCGCGGCGCUCCCUCCUCGACCGCGCCGUGCGUCCUGAUGGCCGGCAGUUGACCCCGUCCCCCAGGAUGACGCUGCGCGAGCGGCUGAGAGAGAAGAUCUCGGCGGCUUUCUACCGCCACGGGCUGCUCUGCGCCUCCUACCCAGUUCCCAUCAUCCUCUUCACCUCAGCCAGCAUCCUCACCUGCUGGU
Notothenia coriiceps (black rockcod) is the source of this 1510-nucleotide messenger RNA. RefSeq names its product elongator acetyltransferase complex subunit 6 (gene elp6). The coding region runs from base 18 to 500 and encodes 160 amino acids. Lineage: Eukaryota; Metazoa; Chordata; Actinopteri; Perciformes; Nototheniidae. The record is from RefSeq and is a predicted model, not a curated record. The transcript is spliced from 4 exons. Gene Ontology annotation, cellular component: elongator holoenzyme complex. Gene Ontology annotation, biological process: tRNA wobble uridine modification.